AUGAUUCGACAAAACCGAACUUAUUUUGCAUUUUAUGGUAAUGAUUGUUGGGGCUCAACAAUUGUAUUGACCAAUUGUUGGUACCACUUCGCAUUUGUCUACGAUUAUGCAGCUCUGACACAAUACAUUUAUUUGAAUGGUAUUCUCGAAUGUACACAUAGUUCAUCAAGUCCAUUUCAGGCAACAAGUGGAGCGAUCACUAUUGGAGCGAUUAAUAAUACAGGUACGACACCAGCCUCAUUUUGGACGGGCUACAUCGAUCAGAUGGCAUAUGUAUCGAGAGCGAAGACUGCGACAGAAGUUUUAAUGGAUGCAACUCUCGUGGCUUAUUAUUCAUUUGAUGAUGGUUUAUACUGUGAUUCAGGACCAAACAAGAUCAAUGGAACCGGCGUUGGUUUAAGCUCAACAACAGGUCGUAUCAAUCAAUCCAUUUUGUUCAAUGUUUCUGGUGCUUAUUUUCAAGCAGGUGGAUUUACUCUAUUAGGUGUGGUUGGUCAAGCCUAUUCUAUAUCACUUUGGGUAAACAAAGCAUUGUCAACUAGUGGAGGUGGAACCUUAUUGCAUGUAUCAGCAAACUCGAAUGGAACAUCAUGGUGUAUACCCAUGUUAGGUCUGACUUCAUCAAACGAAAUUGUCGCUCAAAGUUGGAAUUCUUUUAUGAUGACUGUCCAAGGUCCUGUUCUUCAGUUGGGCGUGUGGACUCAUAUUGUUACAUCGUACAGUAUCAAUAAUAGCGUUCGUCUUUGGAUCAAUGGGACUCUGAUUGGCUCAUCGACUACAUUUACUUAUGCUGCAUCGAGUUCGCCUGAUUGGAUUACAGUAGGAACAACAUUUCCAGCCGCAAUGUCAUGCGCAUCGGGCAGUAUCUCAACAGGACAAUUCUAUGGAAUGAUAGAUGAAUUGAGAGUUUACUCACGAGAACUCACCUCAAGUGAUGUUUAUGCACUUGCCAAUCCUUAA
This is a messenger RNA of Rotaria sp. Silwood1, 960 nucleotides long. The record is from the annotation of a GenBank genome assembly. Lineage: Eukaryota; Metazoa; Rotifera; Eurotatoria; Philodinida; Philodinidae.